AUGGAAACCCUGCGGGACACCAGUAGACAGAGGGAGGGGAGUGUAACUCCCCGUGUUGAUCCGCAGGUGGCCCGACGCCUCUCCCUGCUGAAGCACCCGCUCUGCUCCUCUCUGAGCGGAGGGCAGGCUGUGGAGGUCCUGGCUCAGACCGGAGACCCGACCAGGUUUAAGUUCACCACUCCUAUGGGACAGACUCUGGACUGUAACUUCUCCUUCGCUGGUCUCAGAAACCAGGUGUCUAUGGCCGUCAAGAAGCGAGAGGAGGAGGAGGGUGUAGAGCGGGGGACCCUGUUGUCUUGUGUGAACGACCUCGCUGCCUCGGCUCAGCACACUGUCGCCGCCCAUCUGGCCAAACGGACUCAUCGCGCCGUUCUCUUCUGUAAACACAACCGUCUGCUGCCCGACGAGAACCCCACUUUGGUCUUGUCGGGGGGAGUGGCGAGUAACAAGUACAUCAGAAAGGCCCUGAGUGUGAUCACAGACAGAGAGGGGCUGAGGCUGCUCUGUCCACCCCCGACAGGUCUUCCUCCUCAGAGGGGAAGAGUGGUGGUUGGUAUCCCAGCGAGGCCUGAAAUGGAGAAACUCCCAUUGCGGAACUCACCAGUGGACAGGUUGGCUGAGACCACACAGCGAAGAGCCCUCUCGAGGUCCUGGUUGGUGCACUCGGUCUGUCUGUUGGACUCGGAAUGA
This is a messenger RNA of Periophthalmus magnuspinnatus, 690 nucleotides long. Its product is annotated as tRNA N6-adenosine threonylcarbamoyltransferase, mitochondrial-like. The coding region runs from base 1 to 690 and encodes 229 amino acids. The record is from RefSeq and is a predicted model, not a curated record. The transcript is spliced from 5 exons. Gene Ontology annotation, cellular component: mitochondrion. NCBI's taxonomy places the organism in Eukaryota, Metazoa, Chordata, Actinopteri, Gobiiformes, Gobiidae.